GCCGCCGCCGCCGCCGCUUCUGCUUCUUUCGUUUGAUGGCUUCUUCCUCUCCGUGCAUCCUAGACAGGCUCAUGGUGGCAAUCAGGUCUCUGCUUUUCUGGGCGCUGGUGUACAGUUACUGCGGUCUCUGCGCCUGCAUUGAGCUGCUGAAACUUUUGUGGAGCCUCGGGACGAGGCCAGGCAAGACCUUCCAGUGGCUGAUCCGGGAGAACCCACCGGGCUGCCUCAAUGACCCCUCCUUGGGGACUCACUGCUAUGUCAGGAUCAAGGAUUCUGGAUUAAGAUUUCACUAUGUGGCUGCUGGUGAGAGGGGAAAACCACUAAUGCUGCUACUGCAUGGCUUUCCAGAGUUCUGGUAUUCUUGGCGUCAUCAAAUGCGGGAAUUUAAGAGUGAAUACAGAGUUGUGGCACUGGAUUUGAGAGGUUAUGGAGAAACAGAUGCUCCUACCCAUCGAGAGAACUACAAGCUAGACUGCCUGAUUACAGAUAUAAAGGAUAUCUUAGAGUCUCUUGGAUACAGCAAGUGUGUGCUGAUUGGUCACGACUGGGGUGGAAUGAUCGCUUGGCUAGCCGCUAUUUGUUACCCAGAAAUGGUGAUUAAGCUGAUUGUUGUUAAUUUUCCACAUCCCUCUGUUUUUACAGAAUACAUUCUGCGACAUCCAUCACAAAUGAUGAAAUCCGCUUUCUACUACUUCUUCCAGAUGCCAUGGUUUCCUGAACUUAUGUUUACAAUAAAUGAUUUCAAGACCUUGAAAAACCUCUUUACCGGCCCAUCUACUGGAAUAGGAAGGAAAGGCUGUAAGCUAACAGCAGAAGAUAUUGAAGCUUACCUUUAUGUUUUUUCCCAGCCAGGAGCACUAACUGGUCCCAUUAACCACUACAGAAACCUUUUCAGUUGCCUACCUCUUCAACACCAUGAGGUCACCAUGCCUACUCUGUUGCUAUGGGGAGAAAGAGAUCCUUUUAUGGAGGUUGAGAUGGCAGAAAUCACAAGAAUUUAUGUGAAAAAUCAGUUUAGACUGACCAUUCUAUCUGAUGCUAGCCACUGGCUCCAACAAGAUCAACCUGACAUCGUGAACAAGUUGAUAUGGACUUUUCUAAAAGAAGAGUCAAGAAAAAGAGAGUGAACUUUUUCUUUCUUUGCUGGCACAAUCUAAAUGUUAAAAGCUCGUUAAUUGUGAUCAGGGCCACAUCUACAGCCUAGACCGAGCUGUGCUAGAGAAAAUGUUUUCAGUGUACUGUAUGUAUUGAUGCCAAUGUUAUUACAAGAAGGUGGUGUAAGACUAUGUAAUGUUAAUGUUGGUUUUACCUGUAUUCUGUAUUUUGCACAUGAGAUACUUGCCUUAAAAUGUUUGUGCUUGUACAAUAAGGAACUCACAGAAAGUUGCUUAGUUUUGGUUACUCACUUGCUUUAAAAUUCUAAUGUGUGGUGCCUUUUAAAAAUUUAUAAUGAAUCAGUGCAGGGGUAUUAGAAGAAGUUGCUGCUGGUAUAAUGAUCAAUUUUCAUUCUACUGGUUGGGAUUUUUUUUAACUAUAUUUUUACCAUUCAAGACGUUAAUUGAUCUUUGGGUCUACAUGUUAGCAUAAAAGUCUAAAGAAAACAAACUUUUGUCCAAGCACAUCUGAGAUCAUAAAGUGACAAAUUGUAAUGCCAGUUGAUAGCUUCCUGUGCAGUGGUGUUAACUGGAAAAAACUAGGAUGUAUGCACAAGUUUCAAAAACUUAAGAGACUGAAGAACUCUGAUUGUGACUUGUGUGUCCUAGUAUCUGCCUUGUUCUAAUAAACUGCAACUAAUGUGGUGCACUGUACCGAGCUCUUUAUAAAGAGAUGUCUGUAUGUAUGACA
Eublepharis macularius is the source of this 1845-nucleotide messenger RNA. It is a transcript of the gene EPHX4, whose product is annotated as epoxide hydrolase 4. The record is from RefSeq and is a predicted model, not a curated record. The coding region runs from base 36 to 1127 and encodes 363 amino acids. The transcript has 7 exons. NCBI's taxonomy places the organism in Eukaryota, Metazoa, Chordata, Lepidosauria, Squamata, Eublepharidae. Gene Ontology annotation, molecular function: hydrolase activity.